This is a messenger RNA of Nematocida parisii ERTm1, 354 nucleotides long. RefSeq lists its product as uncharacterized. The transcript has a single exon. The coding region runs from base 1 to 354 and encodes 117 amino acids. Lineage: Eukaryota; Fungi; Microsporidia. The record is from RefSeq and is a predicted model, not a curated record.
AUGGAAAGAGACCAGAGGGUAUUUUUUAUAGAGGAGGCUGAGUUUAUUAAAAAAAUUGAAUCAACCAGUGGAAAUAGAGUUUUUCUACAGAAAAGCAGUGAUUUGCUGCCUAUUAUAAAUACAACCAAUCUGGACAUGUGCAGAGUUAAAAAAGUAUUGAAACACCUGGAUGACAAUGCAUUUUUAGUAAGCGUAUGUAUCCGAUUAAUUAAUAAGCAAAAAUAUGACUAUAUUUUUAUUUCUUCAAGCAUGGAAAAUAUGUAUAGCCAGUACUUUAUUCUAUUUCUAGAAAAAUUCUGUAAAUAUAAAAAUAUACAGAUUCAUGUUCAUAUACGAUGCCAAGAGAUUUUAUAA